Kluyveromyces lactis is the source of this 1632-nucleotide messenger RNA. RefSeq names its product hydantoinase/dihydropyrimidinase family protein. The transcript has a single exon. The coding region runs from base 1 to 1632 and encodes 543 amino acids. NCBI's taxonomy places the organism in Eukaryota, Fungi, Ascomycota, Saccharomycetes, Saccharomycetales, Saccharomycetaceae. Gene Ontology annotation, cellular component: cytoplasm. The record is from RefSeq and is a predicted model, not a curated record. Gene Ontology annotation, molecular function: hydrolase activity, acting on carbon-nitrogen (but not peptide) bonds.
AUGAGUACAUAUGAUCUUUUGAUUAAAAACGGUACGGUAGUCACCGCCUCUGACAUCUACCCAGCUGAUAUUGCUAUCAGAAACGGUAAAGUCAUUCUAGUUGGCCAAGAUUUGGAUACGGCUCUAGCUGAAGAAGUAAUUGAUGCAGAAGGUGCAUAUGUGACCCCUGGUGGGAUCGAUGCCCAUGUCCAUGUAGAUGAACCAUUGAAGCUCUUGGGACCAGUUGCAGACACUAUGGAAGAAGCUACUAUGUCAGCUGUAGCUGGUGGUACAACCACAGUAAUUACUUUCGCCACUCAAGAUAAAACGAAGACUGGACCUGAAGCGCUUUCCGACUCCGUGAAAGCGGAUAUCGAGCUCUAUGAGACGCAGAAAUUGUACUGUGACUAUGCUCUGCAUUUAAUUCUAUUUCACAUUGAAAAACCAUCUAUCAGUGGAACCAAACUACUUGAUUCACAACUUGCAAGUAUGUAUGAAAACUAUGGUGUCACCUCGGUCAAAGUCUUUAUGACAUACCCUGGGCUACAAAUUAGUGAUUAUGAUAUUUUAACUACGAUGCAAGCCACCAGAAAGAAUGGUUUCACAACAAUGGUUCAUGCAGAGAACGGAGAUAUGGUUAAAUGGAUGAUUGAGCAACUUGAAGAGCAAAAUAUGACCUCCCCUUACUUUCAUGGUGUCUCUAGACCAACCAUAGUUGAAGGAGAAGCUACAAAUAGAGCCAUUGUGCUAGCCAAAAUGAUGGACACCCCAAUCCUGUUCGUUCAUGUAUCAUCGCCGGAGGCCAUUGAUACAAUUAGGUCAGCGCAAACAAAAGGUCUCAAAGUAUACGCCGAGACAUGUCCACAGUAUGCCCUUCUUUCUGAUAUUGAUACCAAAUGUCACCACGAAUUAGAGCAGCAGCAGAGUACUUGUUCGGAUGCAAAUAAAUCAGAACCAAGGGUAAAACUAACUGCAAAGGAAAUUGAUGAUAAAUUUAUAGGAGCAAAAGCAAUAUGUUCUCCUCCAAUCCGUCCGGAGCACUGUCAAGAGUCAGUCUGGAAAGCCAUGAACAAUGGAACAUUUACAAUUGUUGGAUCUGAUCAUUGUGCCUAUAAUUACUACGACAAAACGAGCGGUAAAUUGGACGCAUUUAAAGACAAUAAGAACGGAGAGUUCAAGUAUAUUCCCAAUGGUAUGCCGGGAGUUUGUACUAGAAUGCCUUUGCUAUUUGAUUAUGGCGUUCUUCAAGGGAAACUUGCUAACAUGACCAAGUUCGUGGAGCUUCAGUGUACUAAUCCCGCUAAACUAUAUGGACUGUAUCCGAAAAAAGGUUCCAUUCUUCCUGGCGUCAGUGAUGCUGAUUUAGUGGUUUGGUAUCCACCAAAUUACAAAGGUGGAAAGAAACCUAAAACUGUAACAAAUGACUUGUUAGUUCAUGGAUGUGAUUACACACCAUAUGAAGGGUUUGAAAUAAAUAACUGGCCAAGGUUCACCAUUGUUAAAGGCAGCAUAGUCUACAAAGAAGGCGAAAUAAUCAAAGAAAAUGCAAAGGGCACUUAUGUAAAAAGAGGAAAGAGUCAACUCUGUACAGCUAAUGAUGAAUGGGUAACGGAGUGGAGACCACAAUACCUAAAUGGUCAAAAGAGUGGCUAA